Molecule: messenger RNA, 645 nt
Organism: Tetrahymena thermophila SB210
Lineage: Eukaryota; Ciliophora; Oligohymenophorea; Hymenostomatida; Tetrahymenidae
Product: transmembrane protein, putative
Exons: 6
Source: RefSeq, a predicted model, not a curated record
AUGAUUUUAAUGAAAAUGAGCAUCAUGAUAGCGAAAUAGAUGGGUUAUAACAAGCUGAAAUUAAUAAAUAACAUCAAUAAGAAAAAGGAAAACUAGAUUUAUCCAAACUAAACGAAAUGCUUAAAGAAGAUUUAGACAGGGAGAGAAAAGAAAUGGCAGUAGAUUCUGAUGAAGAAGAUGAAAUAAAGAAGAAAAAGAAAGAAGAAUUCUAGAAAAAAAGAAAGGCACAUUAUAAUGAAGGAGUCUUCAUAAAAAAAGCAAUAAUAAAGGACGAGGAAGAAGAUGUUUGAUAAUAAAGUUGAAAGAUUAAAUAAAAAUGUUUAAAAAAAAAUAAAAAAUUGUAAAAGAAUAAAAAAUAAAGAUUAUAAAUUAAUUUAAAUUAUGUUUGUUUAAAUUAAAUUUCGUUUUAUCUAUUAUAUAUAAUUAUAUUAAGAAAUAUCUGCUAUUCAUUUUAUAUCUAUUUUUAUAUAACAUACCAAUUUAAUUGAUAUAUAAAUUUACUUAUAAAAUAAAUAAAAAAUAGAAUCAAUUUAUUUAUUUUUAUAAUUAUGCUUGUUUGUUUGUUUAAAGUUUAUUUCAUUUUGUAUGUUUAUUAUAGACAUAACCAAAUAUUAUUUAUUAAUCUGUCAGUAAACAAAUGAAUGA